AUGGCUUGUCAAAAGGAGCCCGCGGCAUGUGGGUCGUGCCCCAGCGACGGACAUCAGAACGGAGUUGGCGACAUCGAGGACUACAAACUCGAGCUGGAGUCAUUACGCAAACGAACACUGGAGCUUGAGCAGAAACUAUCCGCCGUAGGACUGGGACAUUCGUCGUCUAACGGCACCACGAAGACGAAAGCCAAACUGCGGUCGGAGCACUGGUUCAACGCAGACGACAACAAGGAGAUGUGCGCACUGUACACGGAUCGCUACCUCAACUAUGGGCUCACGCACGAGGAGCUGAAUUCGGGCAAGCCCAUCAUCGGCAUUGCACAGUCCGGCUCAGACCUGGCGCCGUGCAAUCGCUAUCACCUGACACUUGCGAAGCGUGUGCGCGAGGGAAUCCGGUCUUCUGGUGCCAUCGCAUUUGAAUUCCCUACUCAUCCGAUCCAGGAAAGCUCAAGGAGGCCGACGGCCACGCUGGACCGGAAUCUGGCGUAUCUGGGCCUCGUUGAGCUGCUGCACGCUUACCCACUUGAUGGCGUGGUUCUGUUGACGGGGUGUGACAAGACCACGCCGGCUUUCUUGAUGGCGGCCGCCACUGUGAAUAUCCCUGCAAUCUGUCUCAACGUUGGGCCGAUGCUGAAUGGACGCCUUGGCUCUGACGACAAGAUCGGUUCAGGCACGGUCCUGUGGAAAGCUAGGGAUUUGCAUGCCGCUGGAGAAAUAGACGAUGAGACUCUCAUGGCCAUGAUCUCUGCAGGUACUCCUUCAGCCGGCCAUUGUAAUACAAUGGGCACAGCGUCAACUAUGAAUGCUCUCGCGGAGGCUCUUGGUAUGGCUCUUCCAGGUUCGGCCGCCAUUCCCGCCCCUUAUCGUGAACGCUUGCAGUGUGCAUACAAGACAGGUCGACAGAUCGUCGAAAUGGUGCACUCAGACCGCAAGCCGAGCGAUAUCAUGACUCGGGAGGCAUUUGAGAACGCCAUCAUUGUCAAUAGUGCUAUUGGCGGAAGCACUAACGCCCCUAUUCACCUAAACGCUGUAGCUAAGCAUAUCGGGGUCCCCCUUGACCUGAACGAUUGGGAUAACAUUGGUUUCGAUGUUCCCCUCCUGCUGAACGUCCAGCCUGCAGGCGAAAUGCUGUGUGAAGAGUAUUACAAAGCCGGCGGUCUACCCGCCAUUAUGGCCGAGCUCCUGGCCCAGAACAAAUUGCACGCGGAUAUAGUCACUGCGAACGGUAAGACGGUUCGAGAGAAUGUGGCUGGAAAGGAGUCGUGGGAUAGACGAACGAUCAAGGAGUAUCAGGAUCCCAUGAAGACUUCUGCUGGAUUUCUUCAUAUGACGGGUAACCUCUUCGAUUCGGCCAUCAUGAAAACUUCGGUCGUAUCAGAUGACUUCCGGAAGGACUUCUUAGAGGAUCCGAAGGACCCUAACGCCUUUGAGUGCAAGGCGGUUGUCUUUGACGGGCGUGAGGAUUUCAUCAACCGCAUCGAUGAUCCCAAGACUGGCAUUGACCGCAGGACUAUCCUCGUUAUCCGUGGAGUUGGACCUCUUGGAUAUCCGGGUGCCGCCGAAGUCGUCAACAUGCACGCUCCGGGCUACAUCAUCAAACAAGGAGUAACCUCUUUACCUUGCAUAGGAGAUGGUCGACAAUCCGGAACAUCUGGGUCACCCUCUAUUCUGAACGCAAGUCCAGAAGCGGCUGCUGGCGGAAAUUUAGCCAUUCUCAGGGAUGGUGAUCUGCUAAGGGUUGACCUCAACAAGAGAACAGUGAACAUACUCGUUGCCGAUGAAGAGUUGAAGCAAAGGCGCGAGGAGCUCCAAGCCCAAGGCGGCUAUGCUGUCCCUGAGAGCCAGACGCCAUGGCAGGAUAUCUUUAGGAGAGAAGUUGGUCAACUGAACGAGGGAAUGGUUCUGCAAAAUGCUGUCAAGUUUCAGAGAGUUGCACAACGGUGGCCAGCGCCGAAGCACAAUCACUAG
Molecule: messenger RNA, 1971 nt
Organism: Exophiala aquamarina CBS 119918
Lineage: Eukaryota; Fungi; Ascomycota; Eurotiomycetes; Chaetothyriales; Herpotrichiellaceae
Product: dihydroxy-acid dehydratase
Exons: 4
Coding region: 1-1971 (656 amino acids)
Molecular function (GO): hydro-lyase activity
Source: RefSeq, a predicted model, not a curated record